ACCCAAUAUCCCCCAUCAGUUUUCCAUGCAGCUGCCAGAGUGCCCCCAAAGCAAACCUCAUCUCAGGACUCUGUGGCCAGGCCCUCACAACCUCCUGCCAGGCUCUCGCUACCUACCCAUCAACAGCAAGACUCCCAGGCCAUCUCAAUCCCCCCAAAGAGCCCUGUUCCUCCAGCCCCACGGCUUCUGUUCACCUGCCGUGAUGUCCCCGCCUCUGCCCACCCACUCAUCCUGCAGAUCUGGAGCAGCAUUCCAGGGCCUGCCCAUCACCUCUUCAUGGCCACUGCCUGCCAGGAGGCUAACUACGGUGCCCUCCUCCAGGAGCUCUGCCUCACCCAGUUCCAGGUAGACAUGGAGGCCGUCGGGGAGACGCUGUGGUGUGACUGGGGCAGGACCAUCAGGAGCUACAGGGAGCUGGCCGACUGCACCUGGCACAUGGCGGAGAAGCUGGGCUGCUUCUGGCCCAACGCAGAGGUGGACAGGUUCUUCCUGGCAGUGCAUGGCCGCUACUUCAGGAGCUGCCCCAUCUCAGGCAGGGCCGUGCGGGACCCGCCCGGCAGCAUCCUCUACCCCUUCAUCAUGGUCCCCAUCACGGUGACCCUGCUGGUGACGGCACUGGUGGUCUGGCAGAGCAAGCGCACUGAGGGCAUUGUGUAGGCGGGGCCCAGGCUGCCCGCAGGUGCACCCAGGCUGCAGGGUGAGGCCAGGCAGGCCUGGGCAGGGGCAGCUUCUGGAGCCUUGGGACAGAGCAGGCCCACAAUGCCCCCCUUCUUCCAGCCAAGAAGAGCUCACAGGAGUCCAGAGUAGCCGAGGCUCUGGUAUUAACCUGGAAGCCCCCCUGGCUGGAGGCCACCGCCACCCUAGGAAGGGGGCAGGGACGUGACCUUGACUUACCUCUGGAAAGGGUCCCAGCCUAGACUGCUUACCCCAUAGCCACGUUUGUGGAUGAGUGGUUUGUGAUUAAAAGGGAUGUUCUUGAA
Messenger RNA from Gorilla gorilla gorilla (western lowland gorilla), 980 nucleotides. RefSeq names its product receptor activity modifying protein 1 (gene RAMP1). The transcript is spliced from 3 exons. Bases 277 to 657 code for a protein of 126 amino acids. Gene Ontology annotation, cellular component: cell surface; signaling receptor complex; membrane. NCBI's taxonomy places the organism in Eukaryota, Metazoa, Chordata, Mammalia, Primates, Hominidae. Gene Ontology annotation, biological process: G protein-coupled receptor signaling pathway; cellular response to hormone stimulus; intracellular protein transport. Gene Ontology annotation, molecular function: coreceptor activity. The record is from RefSeq and is a predicted model, not a curated record.